This is a messenger RNA of Botrytis deweyae, 2313 nucleotides long. RefSeq lists its product as uncharacterized. Lineage: Eukaryota; Fungi; Ascomycota; Leotiomycetes; Helotiales; Sclerotiniaceae. The transcript is spliced from 6 exons. The coding region runs from base 1 to 2313 and encodes 770 amino acids. The record is from RefSeq and is a predicted model, not a curated record. Gene Ontology annotation, molecular function: metal ion transmembrane transporter activity. Gene Ontology annotation, cellular component: membrane. Gene Ontology annotation, biological process: transmembrane transport; metal ion transport.
AUGUCGAGUAUGAGUACCGAGGAAUUAUUGAAGAAACUCGACGAUCAACAUCAAGCUUACCUCGAGACAUUCAAACUUGUUCACGAUGCCUUAAAUAACAGCAUUACGAAUCCAAAUCCUGUUAGUGCGGCACCACAAAGUCCUGGUUCCAUCCGAACAUUUACGAAACGACGACGAAGAUCGACCAAAGAUGAUGGUGACAUUCCCGAAGUACGACCAUCAACACUUCACAGCUCUGUUUUAUCGGGAGACAGUGACGACAGUGAUGAUGAUGACGAUUUAUAUGUUCAAACACCGCUCGCACCUUUCAAAUAUGACGAAGAACAAUUACGACAGCAUUUCAGAACUUAUAAUUUCACAGAUGCUGGUCAUAUAAUUCUGGAAAGUGUGAUUACGAAAAAUGGACGACUUCUAGAUCCCGUUUUGUUUCCAGAUUAUCAUAGAGCUGAUCGAUCUCAUAAUUCCCAUUAUUCUGUGUUUGAUGUUGGAAAAGAUGGUGCUCCUUUAUCUAGAAGAGAUGUAGUGAAACCGGGUACAACUAAAAUUGAUUCUGCUAUAUGGCAAGCGGUUAAAGACUUAAAUAGCGAUCCCGAAUCGCUCCGGCCGGCUGUUGGUAGGAUAACAAUUGUUCGAGAACCAUCUCCUGUCGUACUUGGGGCCUUACAUCUCACUUUGAACAAGACUUUUGACAUGGAUGAAUUAUUCAAUUAUUUAGUCUCCGACGAAGUUACAUCUGCCAAUAUAAUGCGAAGACCUUUCUCCGCUGAUAGCCGACAACAAAAGUCCUUUGUUUUUAACUUUGAGUACUGGACAAUCGUGGGGGAAGAAUGUCAACCAAUGCCUUGGCAACUGUCUGAUACGACCCCAAGUACUUCAAAGGAUCAUAUCCCUAUAUCGAGAUGUAACUCUGUUGUAGCUCUCUCCUUAUCUGGUGAUCCCAUACGAAAGUUGAGAAAUCCUGCCAGACGUGCUAGUACCGACCAUGGAUAUGUUUAUGACCCAUGGGCAGCAUGGCAUGUUCUCAAUGUUCAAUGCUACCCGGACCACCGUCAUACUAUGGAUGUCCAUGAUUCAACCAAGCAUUAUGUAAACGGACCGGAAGCAUUUCUACAUACACUGCUCUCGGAAUUUAGAGAUGCAGAAAAAAGAUUCGAGGCGAUAUACAUGAAGAUCAGUAAACUCGUGUCACCACCAGCAAACUUUAUGUUUGAUGGAGAAAUUAGAGAUAAAUUACUUUUCGAAGAUGAGGAAUUUACCUAUUCCCGUCGCUACUUCUGGGCCUAUCAAACACUCGGUCUAUUGAAGAAUGGACUUAAAGCCAUGAUGGAUAGUUACGAAGAUACCUUUACCGAUGAUGUUUGGGAGGGAAAACAUAAGACUCUAUGGCCAAUGUUGGAUCCAGAUUCUCAUCGGAAUAAAUACUGGCAAAAACGCAUGCAAAAACUAAAAAUAGAUUUCGAAAAGCAGAUGGCUCAUCUAUUCAAACUUUAUGAGGAAACUGACGAAAAGAUGAAAGAGAUUAGAACUUUGAGGGAUCAACUUUUCUCGGGCACGAGUGUUUUGGAAAGUAGAAAGAGUGUGGAGAUGGCCGCGGUGACUAUACUACAGGGUCACAAUAUCAAACUAUUGACUAUGGUUUCGAUAUUCUUCCUUCCCCUCACCUUUGUAACCUCGGUAUAUGGUAUGACGAAUAUGUCCACUGAUCAUGAUUUCACUCCUUUCGCUAUAACGAUGGCGACUGUAUGUGUUCCUUUCUUCUUUUUGGUCGGAGCAUUAAACACUACCAGUGGUAUGCAAUUUUGGAGAGUAAGGUGGUAUAGAUUCUUGGGAUGGUUUGGACAACAAGGUAUUCACUCAUCCUCGCCAUCAUCAUCUUCGGCGGCCACCAAGACUUCAUCAUUGAUGGGAGACCCCUCACAAUCGUAUCCAAGUACAAGUUCAAGCUCCAUAAAUAUUAACAACGAUAAACCUAAACCUCUUCCACACUCAUAUUCAAUAAAUACCGCUCAAUCUCUUGCAGCUCGGAAAGAGCUUACCUCGAAUACUAGUCACAAAUCUCCAAUAAAGUCACCCUUUUCGCCAUCAACCACGCCGUCUAUGAAUCCGAUUCCAGAGCAUCCAUUGACAAUGCCAAUGACGUCUUACACGCCUACACCAAGACCGAAAUAUACUUCGAUAUCUUCAAUCGAUACCAUCACAGCAACAACUGGUCCGAGACCUAGCUUGACAAGAAGUGCGAGUUGGUGGGAUAUGGCUCUGAAAAAGGGGAAAAGGACUGUCAGUUCUAGAGGGGAGGGGUUUGGCGGAGUGUGA